Molecule: messenger RNA, 483 nt
Organism: Lineus longissimus
Lineage: Eukaryota; Metazoa; Nemertea; Pilidiophora; Heteronemertea; Lineidae
Product: dynein light chain Tctex-type 5-like
Exons: 1
Coding region: 1-483 (160 amino acids)
Biological process (GO): microtubule-based movement
Cellular component (GO): cytoplasmic dynein complex; cytoplasm
Molecular function (GO): dynein intermediate chain binding
Source: RefSeq, a predicted model, not a curated record
AUGUCAAUCCAAGAAGAGAGCUCAGACAACGAGAAUGAAAGUCCGAGAUUUUCCGUUUCUCGGCGCCAAAAUCGUCAUUGGAAAACCCCAAGCACGAUGAAGGACCGAAAAUCGGAGGCGUCGCAGAAGUUAGAGAACACGUACCAGCUUGGACCGGAAUCGGGCGACAAGUUAAAGGUCGGGUUUGCUAAGACAAUCAUGCAUGGGAUCAUGGAGGCUGCCCUGAAAGAUUUGGAGUACGACAACAAGAUUUGCGCACGCAUGAGCACGCGGAUUGCUGACGAAAUCAAGGGACGUUUGAAGCACUCUCUGAAGAGGUAUAAGAUCGUCUGCUAUGUGACGAUUGCGCAAUCGGACAGUCAGGGACUUGAGAUGACGUCUCGCGCUGUUUGGGAUCCGAGAUGGGACAGCUUUUCGACGGCGAGAUAUCAAAAUUCUUCUCUUGUUGCUGUUUCGACAAUUUAUGCACUUUAUUUUGAAUAG